AGUUUCAGUACUGUAAUGCAGUUUGCCUGAAAUCCCUAAGACUAGCAUCCCAUUUUCCUCUGCAGCUGGUGAAAACGCAUUUAUUGCUUUAAAAAAAAAAUAUUUUGCUCAAUAAAAUAGAUCACGAUGACCAUCGCGCAGAUAGAUCAAGGACAGCGGUACAGGCCAAGAAUGGCAUUCUUGAAAAAGUUGGAGGUUUUGUUGGUAGAAAUGCAAGAUCCACAAUCUGGCAUCAAAACACAAAUUCAGAACAUGCCGGAGAACAGCAUUCCACAUACUGUGGUUGGUUGUGAUAUGCUGCAAUGGAUUGUGAAGCGUUUGGAGAUUACCAACGAAGAGGGGCUACAUUUAGGAAGUAUGAUGGUGAAGUGUGGGUACGUCUAUCCUCUUCAGGACCGAAAGAAUCUGAAUCUCAAAGGGGACACCAGUCUUUAUCGAUUCCAGACACCCUACUUUUGGCCAACCCAGCAGUGGGGAGCAGAUGAUACAGAUUACGCCAUUUAUCUAGCAAAGAGAAAUAUUAAGAAGAAAGGAGCUCUAGAAGAUUAUGAAAAGGAACAUUAUAGCAUAUUGAACAAACGCAUCAACCAUAAGUGGGAUUUCAUUAUUAUGCAGGCCAAGGAGCAGUACAGCGCAGGAAAGGAACGAACGAAAGAAGACCGGUAUACUGUGGAUUAUCAAGAGAAAGCCUACUGGCUGGUGCAACGGGCUCCUCCUGGAAUGGCAGACACACUUGAUUAUGGGCUGGAUAGAGCGAUAGAGCCCUGUGAAAAUAAGGUAAACCAGAAAAAAACAAUUGAAGUAUAUAGGACAGAGAUCAUGUACCUCCAACAGUCCCUCAUGAAGACUGCAACAAAGUCAUCUGUCUCUUUGGGAGGAAUAGUGAAGUACUGUGAACAGUUCUGCUCCAAUGACCCUAUAAUCUCAGGAUGUCUGCCCAGCAAUCCUUGGGUUUCUGAUGAUGUGGAUUUUUGGGAACUCAAUGCAAAACUGGUAGAAAUCCCCACCAAGGCACGGGUGGAGAAAUGGGCCUUAAACUUUAGGGAGCUGAUGAAAGACCCCAAAGGACGUCAGAAUUUCCAGCUGUUCCUGAAGAAGGAGUUUAGUGGGGAGAAUCUGGGAUUUUGGGAAGCUUGUGAAGAUUUGAAGUAUGGAGAUCAAUCCAAAGCGAAAGAAAAAGCAGAAGAAAUUUACAAAACCUUCUUGGCCCCAGGAGCAAGACGUUGGAUUAAUAUUGAUGGCACCACUAUGGCCAUUACAGUCAAAGGCCUCAAAAACCCUCAACGUUAUGUCUUAGAUGCUGCACAGACUCAUAUUUAUAUGCUCAUGAAGAAGGAUUCUUAUGGUCGCUAUUUAAAGUCUCCGGUAUACAAAGAAAUGUUGUCCAAGGCAAUUGUACCACAAGAAGUGGUUAAAAAAAGCUCUUACAAUCCGUUUGCCCGCAAGCACCUGCGCUCCAGUCCCAGCCCCAUCCUCUUGAGGCAGCUGGAGGAAGAAGCCAAAGCUAAAGAAGCCGCCACCAAUGUGGACAUCACCCAGGUUAUGAGCAAGCUGGAUCGUAGAAGCCAGCUCAAGCAGGAGGCCCCACCUGCUAAAUAGGGCCCUGGCGAUAGUGCUGGAGAGCCCAUGGCAGGAAUAAAAACGCAGAGCCAGGAGGAAAAUGUUGGCUGAAUGUAGGGCUGCAUUUCCUUCCCCUGGCCUGCAGGUGUCAUAAGUGUUUCAUUGUUAGCAAUCU
Thamnophis sirtalis is the source of this 1735-nucleotide messenger RNA. It is a transcript of the gene RGS9, whose product is annotated as regulator of G protein signaling 9. Lineage: Eukaryota; Metazoa; Chordata; Lepidosauria; Squamata; Natricidae. Gene Ontology annotation, molecular function: GTPase activator activity. Gene Ontology annotation, cellular component: neuron projection; cytoplasm; plasma membrane. Gene Ontology annotation, biological process: intracellular signal transduction; regulation of G protein-coupled receptor signaling pathway; G protein-coupled receptor signaling pathway. The record is from RefSeq and is a predicted model, not a curated record.